Podospora anserina S mat+ is the source of this 6495-nucleotide messenger RNA. RefSeq lists its product as uncharacterized. The record is from RefSeq and is a predicted model, not a curated record. The transcript is spliced from 2 exons. Lineage: Eukaryota; Fungi; Ascomycota; Sordariomycetes; Sordariales; Podosporaceae. Gene Ontology annotation, molecular function: ATP binding; nucleic acid binding. The coding region runs from base 1 to 6495 and encodes 2164 amino acids. Gene Ontology annotation, cellular component: nucleus.
AUGUCCGACUAUCAGCGCGAUGUCUCGCAGUACAAGUACUCGGCCAUGUCCAACCUGGUCCUCCAGGCGGACCGUCGGUUUGUCACAAGACGAACAGACGAGGCCACAGGCGACCCGGAAUCUCUCGCCGGUCGUCUCUCCAUCAAGGAUAUGGGCGCACGUGUCGGCCGCGAUGCGGCCCCAAAGACGAAAAAGACCAGUGCCAUGCCCAACGUCGAGCGAGGAGAUGUACAGGAAGGCGCUGACAUUCUUCAACACUUGAAGGACAAGAAGAAGAAGGGCAAGACUGAGACCCGCGGCGGUGGUAUUCUCGCGAGCACCGACAUGAUCGAGGGUAUCAUCUACCGACCACGAACACAGCCAACACGGGACGCAUUCAACCUCAUCCUGACGAUUGUGGCCGAGCACUUGGGUGAUCUACCCCACGACACAGUGCGCAGCGCGGCUGAUGCCGUACUGGAGUUCCUCAAGGAUGAUGACCUCAAGGAUUUUGACAAGAAGAAGGAAAUUGAUGGGAUAUUGGGCGAGUCUAUGGAUCCAAAGCAGUUCAAUGAGCUGGUAAAUCUUGGAAAGAAGAUCACAGAUUACGAUGCGCAGGACGACGAGGAUGAGGAAAUGGGCGAUGCCAGACCAGAUGCCGAUGAUGAAAUUGAUGGCCGCCAAGGUGUUGCGGUCAACUUUGAAAACGACGAAGAUGAUGAUGGCAUGGUAGAUGUAGUACGGGACGAGUCUUCUUCUGAGGACGAGGAAGAGGAUAUUGACGAUGAGGAUCGGCCAGAGCUUCAGGAGGUUGCCGAUGGUGGGGAGGCUGGGAUUGAUCGGGAUGAGGAGGAGGUAGGGUUGGUUGAUGGCGAGACUAUGGUUAUCGAUGCAGCGCCAAACGGGAAGGACAAGUCCGAGGAGAAGAACUCUGUGCCGGCCCGGGAUAUUGAUGCAUAUUGGUUACAACGGCAAAUUGGUCGCCUUUACCCAGAUGCCCAUGUUCAGCACGACAAGACCUCCCUUGCGCUCAAGAUCCUUUCAGGAGAGCCGGAUGAGCCAGGUGGAGAGGAGAAGCAACUUCGCGACAUUGAAAAUGACCUCAUGGAGCUCUUUGACUACGAGCACCAUGAGAUUGUGCAAAAGCUGAUCGAGAACCGGGAAAAGGUUGUGUGGCUUACACGGCUGGCCAGGGCAGAGGACCAGAAGGAACGAGACACAAUCGAAAGAGAAAUGGCUUCAGAAGGGCUGCGGUGGAUUCUGGACGAACUUCAUGGCAAGUCCAAGGAUGACCAAAAGAAGCCAAAGAUGGAAAUCAAGAUGGACAUCGACUCUGGUGCCUUUGCCGACGGGAAAGCCCCAAAGCAGGAAAAGCCUGAUGGUCAGUUGGUCGGCGGUCUUCAACCCAAGAAACUGAUCAACCUGGAAAAUCUCGUGUUCGACCAAGGCAAUCAUCUCAACACCAAUCCCAAGGUCAGGCUACCGGAAGGUACCACAAAAAGAACCUUCAAGGGCUACGAAGAAAUUCAUGUGCCUCCACCCAAGAAGCGUAACGAUCCUAGCGAUGUGAACAUCCCUAUUUCGGAGAUGCCAGAGUGGGCUCAACCUCCUUUCAGCACAACCAAGUCUCUCAACAAGAUUCAGUCAAAGUGCUUCCCUACUGCGUUUCAUGACGACGGCAACAUGCUGGUCUGCGCCCCGACAGGUUCCGGCAAGACCAACGUGUCUAUGCUCACCAUUCUCAGAGAGAUUGGCAAGAACAGGAACGAGAGGGGUGAGAUUGACCUCGACGCCUUCAAGAUUGUCUACAUUGCCCCCCUGAAGGCUCUUGUACAGGAGCAGGUCGGCAAUUUUGGCAAGCGUCUGGAGCCGUAUGGUAUCAAGGUCUCGGAAUUGACUGGUGACCGGCAGCUCACCAAGCAGCAAAUCUCUGAGACCCAGAUCAUUGUCACGACACCUGAGAAGUGGGAUGUCAUCACCAGAAAGGCCACUGAUAUCUCCUACACAAAUCUGGUUCGGCUGAUCAUUAUCGACGAAAUCCAUCUUCUACAUGAUGAUCGUGGCCCGGUUUUGGAGAGCAUUGUGAGCAGGACGAUUCGCAAGACCGAGCAAACCGGUGAACCAGUCCGUAUUGUUGGUCUCUCUGCUACUUUGCCGAACUACAAAGAUGUCGCAAGCUUCCUGCGUGUUGAUAUGGCCAAGGGCUUGUUCCAUUUUGAUGGUUCAUUCCGUCCCUGCCCGUUGCGCCAAGAAUUCAUUGGCAUCACCGAGAGGAAAGCCAUCAAGCAACUCAAGACCAUGAACGAUAUUACCUACACCAAGGUGAUAGAGCAUGUCGGCACUCACCGCAACCAAAUGCUGAUUUUCGUUCAUUCGAGAAAAGAAACGGCAAAGACGGCCAAGUACAUUCGCGACAAGGCUUUGGAGAUGGAUACCAUCAACCAGAUCCUCAAGCACGAUGCUGGUACUCGUGAGGUGCUUAGUGAAGCAGCGAAUGCAGUCAACAAUACGGAUCUCAAGGACAUCUUGCCCUACGGUUUUGGUAUCCAUCACGCUGGUAUGAGCCGAGCUGAUCGCACUGAUGUUGAGGAUCUUUUCUCUAGCGGCCAUAUUCAGGUGCUUGUCUGCACGGCCACCCUCGCUUGGGGUGUCAACUUGCCUGCUCACACAGUCAUUAUCAAGGGUACUCAAGUGUAUUCUCCAGAAAAGGGUAGCUGGGUUGAAUUGAGCCCUCAGGAUGUCCUGCAGAUGCUUGGUCGUGCCGGUCGCCCACAGUUCGACACAUACGGUGAAGGCAUCAUCAUCACCACUCAGGGAGAAAUGACGUACUAUCUUUCGCUUCUCAACCAGCAGCUGCCUAUUGAAAGUCAGUUUGCAAGCAAGCUGGUGGACAAUCUCAACGCUGAAAUCGUCCUGGGCAAUGUUCGCAGCCGCGAUGAAGGUGUGGAGUGGCUCGGCUACACCUAUCUCUUCGUUCGCAUGCUCCGGUCGCCCGGUCUCUACAGCGUCGGCGCAGAGUACGAGGAUGAUGAGGCAUUGGAGCAGAAACGUGUCGAUCUAAUACACUCGGCCGCCACUGUGCUCAAGAAGUCGAACUUGAUCAAAUACGAUGAAAAGACCGGCAAGCUCCAGUCUACCGAGCUUGGUCGUAUCGCCUCUCAUUACUACAUCACAAACUCGUCCAUGGACACCUACAACAAGCUGAUCCAGCCGGCGAUGAAUGAUGUGGAGCUCUUCCGUGUCUUUGCACAGAGUGGCGAGUUCAAGUACAUUCCGGUUCGUCAAGAAGAAAAGCUUGAACUGGCCAAGCUGCUUGCUCGUGUGCCCAUUCCCGUCAAGGAGAGCAUCGAGGAGCCAACUGCCAAGAUCAAUGUUCUGCUUCAGGCCUACAUUUCUCGCCUGCGACUGGAUGGCCUUGCCCUGAUGGCCGACAUGGUCUAUGUCACUCAGUCUGCUGGCCGCAUCCUUCGUGCCAUCUUCGAAAUCACCCUCAAGAAGGGAUGGGCUUCAGUUGCCAAGUUGGCUCUGAACCUGUGCAAGAUGGCCGAGAAGAGAAUGUGGCCGACUAUGUCUCCUCUCAGACAGUUCCCCAGCUGCCCAGGCGAAAUCGUCAGAAAGGCUGAGCGGAUAGAGGUGCCUUUCAGCAGCUAUCUGGACCUUGAUCCCCCUCGCAUGGGCGAGUUGCUCGGCAUGCCCAAGGCUGGAAAGACUGUUUGCGCGCUUGUGGCCAAGUUUCCUCGCGUCGAAGUUCAGGCCAACGUCCAGCCCAUGACUCGCUCCAUGCUCCGGGUCGAGUUGACCAUCACGCCCAACUUUGAGUGGGAUGUUGACGUUCAUGGGUUGUCUGAAAGCUUCUGGAUCAUGGUAGAAGACUGCGAUGGUGAAGACAUUCUCUUCCAUGACCAGUUCAUCCUCCGCAAGGACUAUGCCGAGUCUGAUGCGAAUGAACACAUUGUAGAGUUCACAGUGCCCAUCACUGAGCCAAUGCCGCCCAAUUACUUCAUCUCGGUGAUUUCGGACCGCUGGAUGCACUCCCGGAGACGUCCGACCUGCCCAGGUAUCCAUUUCCAGGCAGCCCUCUGCCGGUUACUGCCCCUGAAGGCCAAGGACUAUGCCGCUCUCUACCCUGACUUGACCCAGUUCAACAAGAUCCAAACGCAAACAUUCAACUCGCUCUACGGCACCGACAACAAUGUCCUUGUGGCCGCUCCCACGAGCAGCGGCAAGACCGUCUGUGCCGAGUUUGCCUUGCUUCGCCACUGGAACAAGCAGGAGUCUGGACGCGCAGUGUACAUUGCCCCGUUCCAGGAGUUGGUGGACCUGCGCUAUCAAGAUUGGCAGAAGAAGUUUGCCAAUCUCAGGGGGGGCAAGGAUAUUGUCAAGCUGACUGGAGAGACUGCUGCUGAUCUGAAGCUCCUCGAGCAAGGUGACUUGAUUCUGGCGACGCCUCUUCAGUGGGAUGUCUUGUCCAGACAAUGGAAGCGCAGAAAGAACGUCCAGACUGUGGAGCUCUUCAUUGCCGAUGAGCUGCACAUGCUUGGUGGGCAGAUGGGAUACAUCUACGAGAUUAUCGUGGUCCCGCAUGCACUACAUCCCGCACCCAGACUGAGCUCCCGGUCAGAAUCGUUGGUCUCAGUGUUUCCCUUGCCAACGCUCGCGAUGUGGGAGAGUGGAUUGACGCCAAGGAAGCAUGAUAUCUACAACUUUAGCCCUCAUGUCAGGCCCGUUCCUCUGGAGCUUCACAUUCAGUCAUACACCAUUCCUCAUUUCCCAUCCCUGAUGCUGGCGAUGGCUAAGCCAACAUAUCUGGCUGUGACUCAGAUGUCGCCUGAUCAGCCGGCUCUCAUUUUUGUGCCCAGCCGCAAGCAAACUAGAGCCACAGCAAGGGACAUCCUCACUGCCGCAUUGGCAGAUGAUGAUGAGGACCGCUUCUUGAACGUUGAGGUGGAGCAGAUACAGAAGCUUCUCGAGCGUGUCCAAGAGCCAGCUCUCGCGGAGGCUCUCUCCCACGGCGUUGGCUACUACCACGAAGCUCUUAGCCAGAGUGACAAGCGCAUUGUCAUGCAUCUCUACAAGAAUAAUGCCAUCCAGGUUCUCAUCGCCUCUCGCGAUGUCUGCUGGGAGCUGGAUUGCACUGCCCACCUCGUUAUUGUCAUGGGCACGCAAUACUUCGAGGGCAGAGAGCACCGCUAUGUUGACUACCCGCUCAGCGAGGUUCUGCAAAUGUUCGGCAAGGCUUCGCAGUCUUCGCGCGACGGCCGUGGUCGCGGUGUGCUGAUGGUGCCGGCGGUGAAGAGAGAGUAUUACAAAAAAUUCCUCAACGAAGCUCUGCCCGUUGAGUCGCAUCUUCACAACUUCCUCCAGGAUGCGUUUGUGACCGAGAUCAGCACGAGGAUGAUCGAGUCUGGUGAGGAUGCUAUCAACUGGGCCACAUUCACCUACUUUUAUCGCCGACUGCUCGCCAACCCAAGCUACUACAGUCUUACGGAUCCUACUCACGAGGGCCUGAGCCAGUACCUCUCUGACAUGGUUGAAGCCACCCUGAAGGAGCUCUCGGAGUCCAAGAUUGUAGACUUUGACGAGGAUGAGGGCACUGUCGCUCCUCAGAACGCUGCCAUGAUUGCUGCGUAUUACAACAUCUCGUACAUCACCAUGCAGACCUUCCUUCUCUCGCUCACGGCGAAGACGAAGCUCAAGGGCAUUCUCGAAAUCGUUACGUCUGCUACCGAGUUUGAAUCGAUUCAGAUCCGGCGUCACGAGGAAGCCAUCCUCAGACGCAUCUAUGACAGUGUUCCCGUCAAGAUGGCUGAGCCAGCUUUCGAUUCGCCUCAUUUCAAGGCCUUUGUGUUGGUUCAGGCCCAUUUCUCCCGGAUGAACCUCCCGAUUGAUUUGGCUAAGGACCAGGAAGUCAUCUUGACCAAGAUUGUCAGCCUGUUGAAUGCCAUCGUCGAUAUCUUGUCUUCUGAUGGCCGUCUCAACGCCAUGAACGCCAUGGAAAUGUCGCAGAUGGUGGUGCAGGCCAUGUGGGAUCGCGACAGCCCCCUCAAGCAGAUUCCCAACUUCACCACCGAAACUGUCAAGGUGGCCAACAAGUACGAUAUUCAGGAUAUCUUUGACUUCAUGAGCAAGAUGGAUCCUGACGAGAAUCCUGACUACAAUUCUCUCAUCAAGGAUCUCGGGUUCACCCAGGCACAGCUCGCGCAGGCGGCCAACUUUACCAACAGCAAGUAUCCCGAAAUCUCGCUGGAGGUUGAGGUGGAGGACAAGGAUGAGAUCCGGGCUGGCGAGCCGGCGUACCUCAAGAUCGCGAUCGAGCGGGAGAUUGACGAGGACGAGGAGUACGACCCGACCGUGCACGCGCCGUUUUACCCCGGGAAGAAGACGGAGAGUUGGUGGUUGGUGGUUGGCGAGGAAAAGACAAAGGAGCUGCUGGCAAUCAAGCGGAUCACGGUAGGACGGAAACUCAACGUCAGACUGGAAUUCACCGUGCCUCCGGGCGGGUCACCCACGACUUGA